UUAUGGUCUGGAAUAGUUUUGAAAGAUGUAAACACCUUAUUUAAGUUCCCACAGUGGGAUGUGACAGACAAUCUGGUGUUGGUUUAAUGGAUCCCAAGACUUGGGAGGUCACUUUGCUUGAGUGAAUCUCAACAGUAGUUAAAAAUGUUUUGUUUUGUUUUGUUUUUAAAUGCUUUUGUUUUACAGGCUCCUCAUCCAUCCACUGGUCCCCAUAAACUGAGAGAAUGUCUCCCUCUCAUCAUCUUCUUAAGGAACAGACUUAAGUAUGCCCUGACAGGAGAAGAAGUAAAGAAAAUCUGUAUGCAGCGGUUCAUAAAGAUUGAUGGCAAGGUCCGAACUGAUAUAACUUAUCCUGCUGGUUUUAUGGAUGUCAUCAGCAUUGACAAGACUGGAGAGAAUUUCCGUCUGGUUUAUGAUACCAAGGGUCGCUUUGCUGUUCAUCGUAUUACACCUGAGGAAGCCAAGUACAAGUUGUGCAAAGUGAGGAAGAUCUUUGUAGGCACAAAAGGAAUCCCUCAUCUGGUGACCCAUGAUGCCCAUACCAUCCGCUACCCUGAUCCCCUCAUCAAGGUGAAUGACACCAUUCAAAUUGAUUUGGAGACGGGCAAGAUUACCGAUUUCAUAAAGUUCGAUACUGGUAAUCUGUGUAUGGUGACUGGAGGUGCUAAUCUGGGAAGAAUUGGUGUGAUCACCAACAGAGAGAGACAUCCUGGCUCUUUUGAUGUGGUUCAUGUGAAAGAUGCCAAUGGCAACAGCUUUGCCACCCGGUUUUCCAACAUUUUUGUUAUUGGCAAAGUAAGUCUGGGUUUCCCUUCGUUAGCUCAAUUUAUCCUUGGGGUUGCAGCACCUGGGCUGUUGGCUCAAUCUGCCAAAGUGAGUACAGAACCUCUCUGGUGGGGCUCACACAGAACUGGAUUGUAUCAAACAUGUACUUUUCACUACCACAGUAUCAACAGGGGACCUGAUCACCUUGGUAGAAAGUACCAAUGGUGGGAUAAAUGUACUUUAUAGUAUUAUUAAAUUAUUUGUGGCUGUGUUUUCUUGGCAAUUAGUAUUCACUCUUGGGCACUACUUAAUUUUGACUAGCUCCAGUAAAUAUUGUAUUCUCAUAAAAUAGCUGUUGCUGGAUGCUUUCACAAGCAGAUUCAAGUUCUGUUACAGGAGAUGGCAAAUGUUAGCACAUGCCAAGCUGCUGAGUCGGUGUAGCAGAUUUUGAUUC
Choloepus didactylus (southern two-toed sloth) is the source of this 1219-nucleotide messenger RNA. It is a transcript of the gene RPS4X, whose product is annotated as ribosomal protein S4 X-linked. NCBI's taxonomy places the organism in Eukaryota, Metazoa, Chordata, Mammalia, Pilosa, Megalonychidae. The transcript is spliced from 4 exons. The record is from RefSeq and is a predicted model, not a curated record. Gene Ontology annotation, molecular function: RNA binding; structural constituent of ribosome. The coding region runs from base 145 to 1011 and encodes 288 amino acids. Gene Ontology annotation, cellular component: ribosome; cytosolic small ribosomal subunit. Gene Ontology annotation, biological process: translation.